AUGGCCUUACAAUUAACAUCUUCAAGUGAUAGCGAUAGUGAUCUGGAAGUUUUAGGAUUAUUAUCAGAUUCGGAAACUUAUUUGCCUGUGCAGAACUUAAAAUUUCCUCGGGUUCUUGGUGCUAUUGACUGUACUCAUAUUCGCAUACAAUGUCCAUGUCUAACUAUAGGAGAGGAAUUUAGAAAUAGGAAAAACUAUUUUUCAUUGAAUGUCCAAGCAGUUUGUGAUGCAGAUUUGAGACUAAUGAAUGUGGUUGCUCGUUGGCCUGGCUCAACACAUGAUGCCACCAUUUUUAAUAACUCUGUCUUGAGAGCCCAAUGUGAUUCAGGAGCAUUUGGUAAUAGAUGGUUGCUUGGUGAUAGUGCAUAUCCUAAUAGAAACUAUUUAUUGACACCAAUAUUAAGUCCCGUUUCUGAUCAUGAACAGAGAUACAAUUAUGCUCAAAUAAAAACCAGAAAUACCAUUGAAAGGACUUUUGGAGUGUGGAAGCGCCGCAUCCCUGUAAUAGCCCUAACCCUGCGAUUAUCGCUUCGAACUGUCCAAGCUGUCAUUAUUGCUUCAGCAGUUCUCCACAAUAUCUGUAGAAGUUAUAAUCUGGCAGAAGUUUCUCCAGAAGUUGAGUUGCCACCCACUGAUAUUGCAGAUAUCAAUGAAGGACCCCAAAAUGCAGGAGUACAUGAUAUCAGACAGCGAACUGAUUUAGUUAAUAAUUACUUUAGAAAUUAG
Pieris macdunnoughi is the source of this 726-nucleotide messenger RNA. Lineage: Eukaryota; Metazoa; Arthropoda; Insecta; Lepidoptera; Pieridae. The record is from the annotation of a GenBank genome assembly.